This is a messenger RNA of Centruroides sculpturatus (bark scorpion), 357 nucleotides long. RefSeq names its product cystathionine gamma-lyase-like. Gene Ontology annotation, molecular function: cystathionine gamma-lyase activity; pyridoxal phosphate binding. Gene Ontology annotation, cellular component: cytoplasm. Gene Ontology annotation, biological process: transsulfuration. Lineage: Eukaryota; Metazoa; Arthropoda; Arachnida; Scorpiones; Buthidae. The record is from RefSeq and is a predicted model, not a curated record. The transcript is spliced from 3 exons. The coding region runs from base 43 to 342 and encodes 99 amino acids.
UUAUUCCAAUAGCGUCCUCUACAAUUAGGAGCUGAUAUAGUGAUGCAUUCUCUGACCAAAUAUAUGAAUGGCCAUUCUGAUGUUGUUAUGGGAGCAAUAGCAACAAAUAAUGAAGAACUUUACACUCGCCUCCAAUUUCUACAAAAUGCAUUAGGUGCAGUUCCAUCUCCAUUUGAUUGCUACUUAGUCAAUCGUGGCUUGAAAACGCUUCCUGUACGAAUGGAACGCCACAUGGAAAACGGUUUAGCUGUUGGAAGAUUUCUUGAAAAGCAUCCAAUGGUUGAAAAAGUUCUGCAUCCAGGUAUUUAUAUUUUAUAUAAAAAUAUUUUAAUAGUUUCUUAGUUCUUGUCUUAAUAA